GUUUAGCCAUGGAGAGUUGUAGUGACACAAAAAAUAUUCAGAAGAGAUGUGUAAGAAAUACUAUAGAACUUCCUUUAUUCUUGAACAUGGUCGCAACAUCCUUUACAACUGCAGCAAUAAGCAACAUUCUGCUGUACAGAACUUGUGUUCACGCUAUCGGGUUACCCAGAGAAGAGUGUUCGCCUUUUCUGUCGCCAGUCAAGAACAAUGAGACAAGUCACAUAGAGAGUGAAGUUCAAAGGUACACCACAAGUGUCACCACCGUCAAGGGUGUGUUGGAUGCAGUGGUUCCCGCAUGCCUUGCGAUGUUCCUUGGAGCCUGGUCUAACAUAUAUGGGCGGAAACCUCUACUAAUGUGGUCUUUGGGAGGCACGACUCUAUCGACCUUAUGUACGGUGAUAUACUCGAUGUUAGACGGUAUGGGUCCCUGGUGGCACAUCCUGUCUGUGAUCCCAUCUUCAUUCUCUGGGAGCUACAUUGUACUGUACACGGGUGCCUACAGUUACUGCAGCGAUAUCUCCUCUAAAAAGGACAUGACUUUAAGAAUGACGAUGAUUGAAGCUACUGUAUCUUCAGGGACUGCCGUUGGUGCUAUGUUCAGUUCAUAUCUGAUAUUAUAUAUCGGCAGUGGAAACAUAAUUGUACUUGCAGCGUCGCUCAAUAUUUUAGCUUUUCUUUUCGUAACUUUUGUAUUGCGAGAAUCGUUGGUGAAAGUAAAGAAGGGUGGCUCAACCAACGUUUUCAGCUUGUCUCUCAUAAAAGAAUUAUUCGAAGAAUUCCUGAAGAAGCGGCCGUUCAAUAGAAGAGCUCAGAUCAUUCUUAUUACUGUUGCCAACUUUUUACUCGUAGUAGUAAUAUUUGGACUAAGUAUGCUCGAAUAUUUAUUUACCAGACAAAAACUCGGCUGGUCUUUACAACAAUUCACGAAAUAUUCGGCACUAAGUACGGUGCAAUCAUUUGCUGGCAAAUUUAUAGGUGUUUUGGUUGUGCAAAAAGUGUUGCGAUUGGGAGAUAUAACCUUUGUGGUAUUUGGUGUUUCAACCGCCAUAAUAGAAUACAUUAUUAAGAUAUUCGCUGUUGCUUCUUGGCAAAUGUAUGCAAGUGUCCUGGUUUCCAUGUUUAAAGGACUCGCAGGUCCACUAACGAGAUCAUUUUUGAGUAAAAUACUUAACCCAACCGAAGUGUCGAAAAUAUUUGCACUGAUGUGUGCCGCAGAGAGCAUCGCGCCUCUCAUAGCGCCCAUUUUGUAUAAUGCGGUUUAUGCAGCUACCCUCCACAUAUUUCCGAGUUCUUUAUACGUGUUGAGUGCGUCUAUAACUUUGAUAUGCUUGACUUUGUUGGGGUAUGUGCAAUACUUUAACCGGAAAGCUUCGAAGAUCUCCGCACAGGCACCUGAGGAGACGAUGAAACCGGUGACCAGCUGAUACUUAGUACAAAUUAAACUUACUUUUUCAAUUAAUUGAUUGGACCCGCAAGAAAUUCCUUUUAUAAUCGACAAAAUUGCACCAAACCACAACUUUUAACAAAAAUAUUCGCAGGUUAUUGUACACAAACGAUAAUAGUUUGUUAUCAAUAGUCUAGGAAGUACAAUAAAGUACAAUAUUGUCUGCAAGCAGAAAUCGUAAAGAAUGGAAAUUGGGAUCACAAACUGCACUUACUGUAAACAAUUUGUUGAUAGAUUAAGUUGUAUUGGCUCUCAAUGUAGGUACUGAUGAUGUGCAAAGCUUCUCUUCAUAAGAAUGAUGAUGGCAGCUGAGUGCACGGCUAAACAUUUUACUAUUAACUAUACGAGCAAUUCAUAUCCGAACUUAUAAAAAUAUUAUCUCUCCUUGCGUAUUAUGCUUGUAAUGGAGUAUUAUAAGAUUUUAAUACA
Leptidea sinapis is the source of this 1873-nucleotide messenger RNA. Its product is annotated as proton-coupled folate transporter-like. Gene Ontology annotation, molecular function: transmembrane transporter activity. Bases 9 to 1424 code for a protein of 471 amino acids. Lineage: Eukaryota; Metazoa; Arthropoda; Insecta; Lepidoptera; Pieridae. Gene Ontology annotation, cellular component: membrane. The transcript has 8 exons. Gene Ontology annotation, biological process: transmembrane transport. The record is from RefSeq and is a predicted model, not a curated record.